AUGCCCCCAGACAGUUGCGGAUUGGAGAUAACUCGCGAAGCUGCCAACGACAUCGAGAAGGAUGUACAGCGCACUUUUCCGAACACGCGUCGGUUUCACGCAGAAGAAGGGCAGACGCAGUUGCGGAAUGUGCUGCGAGCAUACGCGGCGUACGACCCUGAGGUAGCUUACUGUCAGGGCAUGAAUUUUCUGACGGGGCUGCUGUUAAUGUACAUGCCCUCGGAGGCGCACGCAUUUGCCGCGCUGGUAGUGCUCAUGGAGGAUCGGAAAUUGCGGAGCUUGUACCACCGCAGCAUGUCGCUGCUGCAGGUUCAAUUAUGGCAGCUAAGCCGACUGAUCAGCCCAGCACUGAACCAGCAUUUGGAAACGCUUGGCGUCGUACCCAUGCUGUACGGCGCCUCUUGGCUCAUGACUGCUUUCUCAGCAGAUUUUCCGAUCCCGUUCUCAGCCAGGAUUAUGGACGUGCUGUUAGCGGACCAGUGCGAAUGCGCACUGCUCAAGGUCGCCGCGGCUAUCAUGAAGGAGGUUGGAAACCGGCUUCGCUCAAUGAUGGAUUUGGAGGAGGUGCUGGGCUACCUCAAAAUUGAGGUGCCAGGCUGGGAGGAGGCGGAGCUUCACGACCUGCUGACCGCCGCCUUCACCAAGCCCUGGACUGCCCGUCAGCUCAGCAUCUUGCGCACCACGGAGGGCGCGGAGACGGUGGCGCAGGCCAUGGACCGAGUGCUUAACAUGCACGAGCAGCUCAGCGCGCAGACAUGCGACGAGGAGGAUGGUGGUGAGGACGGCGGAGGCGGUGGAGGUGGAGGUGGACGGAGCGGCGGGGACGGGGCUGGCGACGGUGGGGGUGGCGAGGUUCGAGUGGCGAUGCCUAUUCCGCGCCUUCAGCCGCCGCCGCAGCCGUCCAACAGCUUCACCGCCAGUCCCGCUUGCGGCACGCCUAUCAACGGCGGAAUGUACGGAACCGGAUCUCACGGCGGCGCCCCCAGCAGCGGCUCGCCCCUGGGACCUGUAGCUGCUGCUGUCGCCGCGGCUGCUGCUGCUGCUGCCGCCACCGCUGGAGGCGCAGGCAAGUGCUGCAUCGGCACAUCCGCUUCCGCAGCUGCGUCUGCUGCGCCGGCUUCCGCCGUACCGAGCCUGCCCGUUAUGGGCUACGCUUUAGGCAGCGCUGGCGGCGGCGACCUGAUUUCCUCGCUCCAGGGGGGCUCCUCUGUUAGCGGAUCUCCGGCUGCGUGGGGUAUUCCGUGCAUCCACCCCAACGUGCCCGCGAGUCCCGCCAUACAGGCCUUCAGGCGCGCGCACAUGAACAGUUUCCAAGCUGCCGUUACCGCUUCCGGUUUCGGAGCCCGUCACGGCAGUGCCUUCUACAACCCCUCGUUCCACUACGCGGAUGCUCGAGGCGGCUUCUACGGUGGCUGCGGUGGCGGUGGCCAUCACAGCGGCUUUAAUGCCCUUGGCCUUGAUGAAGCCUCAAUCGCCAGGUCGUACAGUACGGUAGCGGCUGUUGUGACGGGAGCGGGUGACGAGGACGCCGGUGGCUCGCCGCAAAGCGGUUACCCAUCAAGCCGUCGCCGCGGCUCCGACGGUUGCUCCCCGGAGGAAUGGGGUGACUUCAACGCCGCAGCUGUACGGCAUCACUGGCGGAGCAUUGUACGAGCGGCGCCGGGAGCGACGCGCCACGUGCUGCUGCACCCUGAGGACUUGAGUUCUAGUGCCGUCGUUUCCGGUGCAGCGUCGGCGAUAUCAUCAUGCGGCGGGGCGCUGGCGGCACCGCCGACGCCGACGUCACGUGAAUCGAGCGGCGGCAGCGCUAGCCAACCGAUUCCCGUACCGCACCCCUGUCGCGGCGCGUCGGGCUCGUCCGCCAUCGGUAGUGCCUUUGCCGCCGCCGCGGCAGCGGCGGUAGUCGCUGCCGGCGGCGGCGGCGCUGGCAGUGUGCCGGCGGCAGCAGUGGCUGGCAAGCCGCCGCUGCCGCCGCGCUGCGGGAGCUCCUUGGAGCGAGCGAGCGGGCCGACGUCGAUGCUGGGGGCUUUUUCCCGCCUCUCCGUCGUGGCAGAGGACCCCCUUGGCAUUCAGAUUGGCUUUGUGGCUCCGGCGCCGUCACCUCGCGGAUCCAUGGAUUCAAAUACCCUGUACCGCAGCGGGAGCCAGCCUCUCGAGCUGUAUGAGCAGCAGGGCCUACUACUUUGCGGUAACGGCGGUAGCGCCGCCGCUGCUGCCCCCGGCGGAGCCGCAGGAAGUGCCUCAUGUAACGGCGACUGGAUGUCCGGUACGGCAUCAGCCACCACCGGGGGCGCUAUGAUGUCGCCGUCGGCGAUUAGCGGUGCGGUGUCGCCGCAUGGUCUGGCGUCACCGCGGAUGUUAGCGGGCUGGAGCGCGUCCGGGCUGGCCAGUGGCGCCGCUGGCGGCGUCGGUGGCGGUAGCGCUGGCGGCGCGACGGGCAGUGAUACGCCGACGGCAGGCUACAUGCCAUUAGGGUUGGAGCGUGCGGUGUCUAGCUCCCUCCUAGACUGUACGUCCGGGUACGGCAACGCAGGCGGUGGAGGCUUGGCGUCGUACAUCGCAGAGCGAAGCUUCAGCUUAGCCAGCCCGAUGGCAGCGACGGCGCUGCAGCCGCAGUCUUUGCAGCUGCCGCAGCCGGCCACAGCUGUAGCUGCCGCCCUAGACGCGGCGCAUUCUGAUGCUGUCGCCCAGUCCUCCCUCGCCCAAGCACAAGCUAAAUCCAGCCAAUCCAACACCACCUCCCAGACCGCCUUUUCCCAGCAUGUGUACGACAAUCAACAGCUUCAACCGCAGCAACAGCAACAACAGCUUGACGCCGACAUGGCGACGGACAUUGCUGGCGAUAUCCUGCGCAUGCUGUCUGCGGUAGACACAGGCAACGCACACGUGGCCUACGACCCACGGGUCAUUUUGGGCGAAUCCAUGUAUGCGGACUCGCCCAACAAGGAGGAGCACAAGCUCGUCCGGCGGGGCUCGGAGAACCUCCGCCACCUGCCUUCCUCCUCGGCGUUGGCGGACAUGGCAGCCCAGGCCCAGCUACAGCAGCAAAGAGCCUCUGAGCGCCUCUCGGCGUCAGCAUCCGCAGCCGAUGCUACCGCCGCGACGGCAUCGGUUGCUGCCGCCGCGGCCGCAGCAGCAGCAGCGGCGGCGAUAAACGCCCCAACGGCGAUGGCAGCAGCUGCGGACAGAAGUGUCGGCACGGUCGACGCGGACAUGUCCAUGCAGUCGAGGAUGGCGGAGGCAGCAGCGGUGGCAGCGGUGGCUGCAGCUGCUACAGUCGCUGAGGGCGCCGCGAUGGAGGGUGCCGCUACGGCGACGGCGGCAGCGCCCAAGGGCCCGGCGAGUAGCGGCGGUGCUGAGGAACUUGUGUUCAAACGCCCGACGUUGUACGUGGACGGCAUUCCCAUGUUCGACCCGAAGAGCCUCAUGGCCGACGCCCAGGAAGCUCAGGUUUUAAAUUUUAUGCAGGUAAUGUUUACGCCUAGCGUGUCGCCAGGCGCCUCAUCGUACGCUGAUCCCGUACACGCGGGUUUCACGCCCACCGGUGACGUCACCACGCCGGGGGAGCAUCGUGACGGCAUCGGCAGUGACGGCGGUACCGCCGCCGCGGCCUCCGAAACCGUCACCGCGUCGUCGUCUGAUGGGAGGGAAUUGCCCCAUAUGGCUGUGAGGUCGUCGGAAAGCGGCGAUGAAGAUGGGACCGCGGGGUCAGCGGCGCCGCCAGGUGUCCCGGCGGAGCGGGUCUCUGCGGCGGCAGUGGAGGUGGCUCCCGCAACGGCAAGUCGCGGUGCUGCCGGUGAUGGCGUUACGACAGCGCCAGACGCGUCACUAUGCUCUGCCGCGGCAGCGGCGUCCGAGGUGACGGAGGCCACAGGAAAAGCCAUCGCCGAAGCGGUGACAGCAACGGUGGCGGAGGAGGAGGAACUCCGGACGCUGCCGUCGGCAUCUGAAUGGGUCGACUGGUCGCAGGCGCCUCCUAUCCAUGUCGUACCGUCUGUCGUUAUUCCGCGUUCAAAGCCUUCAGUAGCUGCGCCGGUCGCUAGGACAACAGCGGAGGUGGAGUUAGGAGCGGUGGUAACGGCGGUGGCAGCAGCGGCAGCGCCGUUGUCGCAGCCGCCACACCAACCCAUGAGUCGUUCAUGCCAUAUAGAGCGUGACCUGAUCGACAUGGCGUCGCCGGCGCGGCCUCUGCAGCCUUCCGCAGCCUCCGUGCCACCUCCGUUGACGCCGGGAAUAAGAGGUGACGGUGCUGCUGCCGUCGCGGCGGCGGCGGCGGCGUCGCUACCAGGCACCUGCACUGGUACUGGCCUCUCUCCCGGGCGCCACAACGCCACGACGGUACGGCACCCCCCGGGGUCAUUCAGCGAUCUCGCCGCCGCCGGUGGCACGAGCCCAAGUACGACUUGCUCGCUCAGUUCACAACAGUUGGCGUCGUACGGCUUGCUUCCCAUGACAAGCAGCGUAUCACAGGUGCCAUCAAUGGCGGCAGCACUCUCUUUUGUGAAUAGUACGGCGACGGGCGGCGCCAGCAGCACCUCAGGCGACGCCGACGGCGGCGAGAUUGGCGGCAGCGACUCUGCUGCGCAAGUUUCCGCUGAGGUGCCGACGCUGGCGGCGCUGCGUUCGUACAGCUUCGCCGGCAUGCUCAGGCCCCAAGUUGCCACUCUAACGCAACCCCGCUGCGACUCAUUAGGUGAGGAUGUACGAACUGGCGGCAACAGAGCUAGUGCCGUACAGAACGGCAUCAGUCACGACAUGGAUGUCAACGGCAACAUAGAUGGCGUCUUUGGUGGCCUUGGCGGUGACCGUCGUCCCUCAAAUGAGCCUGUUGAGGUUUCCAAGUCACAGCCACUGCCGCCCCCGGUGGCGUUGACGGUGGGAGAGCCCUUAUUGCAAGAGUGCUUCUCGCCGAACCUGGUGUCACUGUUACCAUCAGCUGGCGGCGCUGACGCCACAUCUGGCGGGGGCGACGGCGGCGGCAGCGGCGGCGGCGGCGACGAGCAGAAGUGGCGAGCCAAAGUUGGCAAUGGCGGCUCUUGCGGUGCUCCCCCCACGUUGGUAGUGGUGGCGGAGGCGAUGGUCUCGGAGCCAUCAGCUCCCGAGCAAGAACCGUCGAGCGACGGCGGCGACGGCGACGGCGGCGGCGGUGUCGAGCAACGGCAUCGCGAAGGCGAGGAGGUGAAAACUCCCGGACCCAUCUCCUCGUCCGGCGCAACCCAUGGCCCCGGAACCGGCUGGUCGACUCCAGCUGGCACAAGCAGGCUGGGGGUCCUUAAGGGAGGAGGACGCGGAGACUUUCAUCGGGGCCGUCGUGGGUCCAUGGCCUCCACUUUUCGGGGCGGCGGCGGUGGCAGCAGCUCCUUCCUUGCGGAGCCGCAAGGAAGCCUGGAGUACGAGGCGGAUGGCGAGGAGGUGGAGAACUCUCCCUUCCGCGCCGCGCUGAGUCCCUCCCUGGCGCAUCACAUCAUGUCGGCUUACCUUCGAACUCAUUUGGCGGUUGUGGAGGAGCUCGGGUUGUGUGGUGUGGCGGGGCCGGCCACGACGAGUAUAGCAUCAGGCGUUGUGUCGCCGGUGCUCGGAUCGCCCGGGCGGCCGCCUGCUGGGUACGGCAGCAUUUACGGCCCGUCAACGGCGGCGAUCGUGGCGGCGGCGACUGGACAGCAGCAGCCCCAUCAUCUACAGCAAGCCACCACGAAGGUGGCAUUGACGCCAUUUGCGUUGUCGAUGGAAGAUCCAAGCGCUUGUCGCCUGUCGGCGGAGGUGUUGCAGGCCAUGCCACCGGCGCCCCCGCCGGCGCUGGUGCUACAGCCAGACACGCCAACGGUGCCGCUUCACGCAAUGCCUGCGGCGGCUAGCGGCUCAGCAGUCGACGGCAGGGGACAGAUUUCCGGUCGUACAUCGCUGCGGUGUACAGGCAGCGGAGAGGGCGACGGGCCCUUGGGCAUGCUGUCAGGUGGUGUUAUAGCCGGCGGCGGCGGCGGCGCUGGUCCACGGAUCUCCGCUAACGGCGCCGUACAGCAGCACCUGUCGGUUCUAAGUCAUGUGACCGACGAGGGUACGGGUGUCUUGGGUAUGGCAUUAGGAUUACCUGGUUCCAUGGCGGGGCUGCCGGCAGCGGCGGCGGCUGCUACGGCGACUGUGGCACUACAGUCGCUGACGAAUCAGGGCUGUGGUACGCGUGCUUGCGGCGGCAGUGCCGGCGGCGCGACGCUGCCACUGCUGCCGCCGCCGCCACCACCCCAGGUUCCUUUGUGUCAGAGCGCCGUACGGCUUGAGCCCGUGCGCACGUCGGCAGCGCCACCACCGCAACACGCCUCACUGCCGCUGCCGUUGCCGCCGGUGCUAUGCGGCAGCAGCGCUACGGUGCUGUGCGUCGCCGACGGGGACGGCAGCGACGCUGCCGCCGUCGCUGCGUGCACGCCUGUGGCCGCCGCUGUCAGCGGCGGUGGCGCCCCGAUCGCCACAACGUUGCUUUGCCCACAACCUGCGCCUCCUACAUGGACCGCAACCUUUGACGGCGUCGACGACACGCCGACGUCAGACGUGACGCCGACGAACGGCAGCGGUCCUGCGCCGCGGGCGCUAUCUUCAGCUUUUGCAGCCGAGGCAGACACGCCGGGCUAUGGCGGUGGCGCCACCAGCACCACCAGUACCACCACUGGAGCCAUGUCAGCGGCCGAGGCACGAACCCUUCCCCAUGCGUCGUGA
Volvox carteri f. nagariensis is the source of this 6708-nucleotide messenger RNA. RefSeq lists its product as uncharacterized. Bases 1 to 6708 code for a protein of 2235 amino acids. NCBI's taxonomy places the organism in Eukaryota, Viridiplantae, Chlorophyta, Chlorophyceae, Chlamydomonadales, Volvocaceae. The record is from RefSeq and is a predicted model, not a curated record. The transcript is spliced from 12 exons.